This is a messenger RNA of Xenopus tropicalis (tropical clawed frog), 2314 nucleotides long. NCBI's taxonomy places the organism in Eukaryota, Metazoa, Chordata, Amphibia, Anura, Pipidae. The record is from RefSeq and is a predicted model, not a curated record.
UGUCAACAGGCGCUCCCAGCCUUAGUGGGUGAGACACAAGGACACAAGUCUUUGUUUCGGACUCUCAACUCCGGUCCCCCCUCAGCCUACACGGGACUCCGCCCACUCCCUGCGAUUCCGUCACCGCUGCAUCCCAUUGGGGACCGUAGUAUCUAACCGGUUAAAGCUUCUAUGGGAGGCGUGGCUUUUUGUACUUGUAGCCAAUCGAAAUACAGAUCCUCCCAGGGUAGAGGGUGGUGGCGCCGUUUUCGAAUAGAAUCCAUUUGGGGACAGAGCGGACCGUGUAGAUUUACCAGAGUGAAAAAAGAAAUGUCGUCCAUUUUGCAAAGUGUUGGGUGGAGGAACCACAGUAUUCUGGAGAAUCUAGAUGAACUAGAUAGUCCCAAACCUGACAAAUUCAAGAAGAUGCCCUCAUCCAGUUCUCUAAACACGCUGCGUAUGACCCUGAGAAAGCGAAUGCCUCUGAAAGAGGUGAAAAUCAACAUUAACAACAUGCCAAACUGGGACACUAUGCCUGCAAUGAAAAAGCAACGCUCUCUGACGUCCGUGACUGUCUCAGCAAGAAGUGUGUUUGGAGCAAUGUCACAGAAAAUAACAAAAACUAAACAAAACAAAACCCAAUACUUACUGGCCUCUCCAGAGCAAGUGAAAGCCUCAAAAAGACUGAACCGUACACCUGGGAGUGGCAAGAAGGGCAGCACGCCAAAGAAAUGUAACACGCCAAAGAACUGUGGCACACCAAGACGUUCCCAUUACAGGCUGAAAGAGGAUGCCAGCCCCAGUGUCAGGUUCACCCCGAAAUCCAGCAAGAUCUCUCCCCACUCAAGCAGGAGGGCAGGCAGUGCACAGUGGAAAAGCUUUUCCAACUUUGUGGGAAAAGAUAAACUGCCACUAAGGAGGUCUUCCAGAGCUGCAGCAUUAAGGAGCCCAUAUUCCUCGCCAGUUGCUGUUGGCAAGAGAAGGCAAUUUGACAAAGACCUUGAAGCUAUCUCCACAGGAAUCCGGCAGCUCAAACGUCUCUCUAGGGUUUUUGAUGAUGCCAUUUUGAAGGAAGAAAGCGACAUGUCACUUCUUCUCAUUGAUAACUGAAGAUAAAAGCCAGAAAAGAAGCCAUUUUGAACUAUCACAGUUUAAUGGCUAAUAAUUUGCAUUGUGCGGGUCGCUCUCGGCCGACUUUGAGAAGAAGCACCGGGAGAUUUCAGCAUACGCUUGGAGGCUGGACAGAAAUGGCUUUAACCAGUAUUGGCAACAUUGGUGCCCGAUAAUUAUUUGCUUUGUGAAUGGGUUUUAUAUCUAGCCAACUUUAUUCCGACUUUUGCUCACUAUCUACUAACGAUCAUACUCCAUUUGCAAUAUUUUCUGUACCACCCUUAAUUAGCUGCAAAGCCUGAUUAUCAUCUGGCUUUGUUAUUCCAUACCAUCGGUCAUGUGCAAUGCAUUAUACAUGUCAUUGCUUUCUCAUUCGCUCUAUAGGUUCUGUUACAUUUUUUCAUAAUGCAAUCUUAUUUUCAUCAGGUGAUUUAGCAACCUGUUCCUUUUAAGAAGAAAACGCAGGUCUGCUUUAGGCCGAAGCAAUCCAAGAAUUCAGGCAUUAGUAGAACAAUGUGCAGUACCAUUAUUAAGCAUGGCCAUCAAUAGUUGCUUUGUGCAGUGACCUGUAUAAUGUUAUGUCAGUUUUCUAUAUAUAUCAUGUAUUUUUUUCUUUCAUCUGUACCAAAUGAAUAUAGCAAAGUAUGAGAAUAUAGCAAGUAUGAGAGAGCCAGAUGACUUCCCUGUAAUUGAUAAUGGAUAACAUCAUUGCUGCAAUGAAGAAUAUAACUUGAAGUAACCUAUACAUGUUUUUGGCCUUUACUGACACUUUUGCAGUAGGUUUUUUAAAUAUUGAAGAGAGUCAUUGCCUCCUUUACUAGAAUUCAUUGCCCAAUCUACAGAAUUCUAGUUUAUUCUAGAAUUAGAAAAUUCUAUGGAAGCAAUGAUUUAUUGGUAAAUAUUACCCCAAACAAAGACCUUGGUAUCUUGAAAGAAUGUCUCAUAUACUGUAUAUGUAUGUAUAUAUGUAUAUAUAUAUAUAUAUAUAAUUGGAAGUGGGGCAAUUUGAGGCAGUUUUUAGUAGUUCAUAAAGUGCUCCAAGUGCCAUCCGCAUUAUUGUUUUCUAUGCAGAGUUUUAAAAGGAAUCCGUACUUCUCUCAUAAACCUUUAAACCUUGAGUUGGUUAAGGUGGUCUCUUAAAGAACUAGGCAUACACAACUAGAUCAAGGGAAUGUUACAAAAUUCUCCUUUACUCAUGGUGAUACAAAAAGAGACUCUGUUUUAG